Argiope bruennichi is the source of this 2241-nucleotide messenger RNA. RefSeq lists its product as uncharacterized. The transcript is spliced from 15 exons. The record is from RefSeq and is a predicted model, not a curated record. Lineage: Eukaryota; Metazoa; Arthropoda; Arachnida; Araneae; Araneidae. Bases 396 to 2096 code for a protein of 566 amino acids.
GAUUUCUCUGUUAUGUACUGAAUUUCGUUAAUUAAAUGCGUCUCAAAUAAAGUUUUAACUUUUUUCAAAAUAUAAUUUGAAAAAAAGAAAAAUGGUUCACAUCUGCCUGAUUAAAUAUUUAACGCAACCAAUUUAUUGGGAAUAAUGUUCACUACGACUGUUAUGAUGAACUCUAUAUCAUAAAGUUUCAUCAGAGAGCUGAGGACUCCAUCAACCAUUUUUACAACAGGAGAUUUAAAUAAUGAUGCAAUGAUUGCUUCUACAUUAUAAUACAGAUACAAAGUGUUUCAUAAUUAUACAUAAUAAAAUGCAAGGUCUGUGAUUUUGUCAGUUCUAAUGGUCUGUGCUUCUUAUGACAGCAUCUUCCUGAUGUUUGAGAAAUUGUCAUUGUAGAAAUGCCAAAGGAAUCUGAAGCAUUUAACAAAAUUGAUAAAAACUCAGCAGAGAUGGUCGUUUAUUCCCAAAAUACAGAAGUUGAAGAAGUACUGAUAUCUGAUGAUGAUCUUAGUGAAUGUGAUCCAGAAUCAUACGAGUCAAAAUUAAAUGAGAAGCUUAGAGAUUUGGGUCUGUAUGAAGAUGACAUGACUAUUCAACAAAAGGAAGAAUUACUGUCUGUUAUUGUUGCCUCAUGGGAAACUGCAGAGAAGGAGAAGACACGAAGAGAGUUUUUUCAGGACUAUAUGAAUGCUUCUGAUGCAUUCUGUAAUGAUGAAAUUGAAUUUAGUUUCCAAGAAUUACCAGAACUCUCCAAUGAUUCUUCUAUAAUGCCAUCUGUUUCAUCCUGUUUAGAUGUUACAUUGUCAGUUGAUACAUCUCAUGUUUCUGGCUAUUCAGGAGAUUAUGGGACAGAUUCCACAAAAACUUUGGACGAUUUUGAUUCGUUAGUUGAAGCUUGUGGAGAUGAAAGUGUAUAUGAAAAAUCAAAUGAGCUUGAAUCGUAUUCUUCCAGGGAAGUAAAAUCCAGAGGUCGAGGAUCUCGUAGAGGUAGAUCUAGAAGAGGUAGAAGCAGUGCAAGACAGUCAGUGGGAGUGACUUGUGUUGUUAACCCAAGUACUAAUGGAAAGAAAUAUAAUGAAUUUGGAGAGUUUACAAACAAAUUGUCUGAAAAAGAGGCUUUGGAAAAAAGUAUGUCAAUGUGGAAACCUUGUCUUUCGCCCAAAGAUACUCCACUGAUAUCUUCCAAGAAGCCUUGGCUAAAUGCAACAAAUGUACCAGGGACUUGUUCAGAAGAGGAAUAUUCAAAUAAAGCUCUUAGUUUAAUCAAAGAAUUUGAUUUUGUUAGAAAAGAAAGCCAAGAACUGUGGAAAUUAGAUUUAUCAUUAGAUAAACCGUAUCACCUAUCACGGCGAGUCCAUUUUUCAAAGAAAUCUGGCAAGCCUGACAAAUAUGACAUAAUGGUUGGUGUAAAAGAAGUAAAAUCUAAUGAUUUAAUAGAUGCUGCUGUCACUAAAAGUGAACCGUUCUCUAGAACGUCAGGAGGAGCAUUUCAUUAUGCGAAAUCACACCGUGAUAAGGCUUAUCCAACACAAAAUAAUUAUGAAGCAAUGACUACACGUUCUGGUACUAGAUAUGGUCUUAACUCUUCAAGUGCGAGUCAGAAAUCUGAACUAGCCACACUCAAACUUGACAGUUUUAAAGACUCGGAAGAUGCAUCUUUUUUUAAAGAAGAAAGCCCCUUGCAAUGUUUGAAUUCUCCAUCUGAUUUGUUUAAUGAAGUAGAAGUCAUCUUAGAUGAAAAAUUACCACACUUCAAUCACCUUAAACCUGGACUUCCUGAUGAUGCUGUGUCUUUUGUUAGUGAUACUUUUGCCAAAGCUAACGGAUUGGACAAACAUCCUGAAAAUUCAAGAACAUCUAGUUCGAAGCCUAUAAGUCACUCUAUUAGUGCAGCAUUUCAACAGCUGAAUCAUGAUAAAUCAUCGUCAUAUGUAGGUAGUGAUUCAUCAGACACAUCAUCUGUUAUAGAUGUUGAAACUAUUGGAGAUGAUGAGGUACACGAUUUCAUUGCAAAACGAAAAUUGCUGCAGGACUUUCCAAGUAUAGAUAAACAACUAUGUGCCAAGCCAAGAAAAAGGUUUAGAAAAGGUGCUUCAUGAGUUCAUCGCAUUCACUUCAGCUUUAAUAAUUUUAAGUGAUUUUAUAUGUACAAAGGGAAAAAAAUCUCACUGGAUAUGUACAUAAUGUUUUUAUCGAGACUAUUGUAGAUUUUUUAUUUUUUAAUAAAUGUGGGCAAUAUUUUUC